UAUCUUUUUAUUUGAUUUUAUUAAUUACAUAUUUCUCAUAUGAAUGUUCUGUGUUUGUAAUUAUUCUACCACGAGCUUUAUGUACAGAUUUGCAGUUUAUUAUGGAACCAGUCAACAACAAUCAGUUUGAAGUAAUACCAGAUUUAAAUAAAAGGAAGAUCACAGCUCCAUCACAGAAUGUGUACCUCAACCCAGCAUUGGAUCUUCUUGCCAAUGAAGAUCCCAUGUGCAAUAAUGCGAUGGAAAUUGUUCCCAUAAAAAAACGCAAACGAGCAAGAAGCUGUGACAUAACCGCAUUUGAGAAUACUGCCCUUGAUUUGGGCAUAAGUAAAGCAGCGGUCAAUGAGUUUUUAGUUAGAGAACUGAACAACGUAAAAAAUAAUUUAAGAAUGCAAUCGAUGGAUAUUAAUGAUAGACCUAGUUUAUCAUUACCAAACACAUCCAUAGAUAAACCGGAAGAAAUUAAUAUGGAGCCUACGCAUUCAGAACCAAUUUAUGCUAAUAUUAACACCAAGCCUCUUUCCACAGACACAACUAACAAUACCACAGAUAGUACUCGAAUGUUUGAAAUCGCAGAAAAUUCCAAAUCGGAUUAUUCCAAUAGAGAUUCUGGUAUUUCAGUUUUAGAACCAAAGAACGUAACCAACACUGAUAUAUCCAGCGUAAUGAAUCUAUCAAAUAUAACUAAUAUUGAAAGUACUGUAACAAGCCAAACAUGUAGUAACAAUACUAACAACAUUAGUCUAAGUUUUAUAGAUCAUUUGGCUUUAGACUCACCGAGUGUUUCAAAUCAAUCACUUUACUUAGACGAUGAUUUGAAUGAAAGCAAUAUAAUGGAAAUUAAAACUAUAACAAUUAUAACAAAGAAGAAACGUAUACACACAUUGAACAAUACCAACCCGUUUCUUGUUCCUAACUUCAACACAGGAAGCUAUGUACCAAGUAGCAAUCCUUUCUUCGAUAACAUUCAACCAGGAAUCGACUAUACCAACGAGAAUCUUAAUAUACCAACACAAGAAAGUAAUUUAUUACCGAGGAAAUUAUUCAGUGAUACCAAUAGUACAGUUUCGACUGAAAAUGAAUCAGGAUUCAAUAUAGAAGGAAAUGAAUAUGAAAAAGUCGAUAAUUACAGAGCCGAAAGUCCAGUUUACGAAAAUAUAGACGAGACAUACAACAAACAAAGCAAGAUAUUGGGAUGCAACGUUUCACGAUUCAGUGCUGAUGAUAUAAUGAACAUUAAUAAAACCAGCCAAUCAAACAAUGAUUUGAACGUAAGAAAAGACAUAAAACACCAGUUAAUGAAAGUGAAAAAUAAAUUAUCGAAAAAAGUUUUUAAAUCGUUGAAAAAAACAUUCAGAACCGAGAAGGUUGAUAGGACAUCGAAUCCUUAUGAGGUGCCGAGAAAAAUGAAACAAAAAACUGAGGUGCCCGGUAUAGAGAAUCCGGCCCUGCGUUUGGACAACUCCGAUGAAAUUGAAAUAGAAGAUGUCGAUGAACAUGAAUAUGAAAGUGUAAAAACGCUUAGGAACACUCAAUUAAAUAUGAAUCUCACUCCACUGAGAGAGAAAAAUGAAUGUAAUCUCUCACAUAACAAAACAUACACUCCCGGUAAAAAAGUGCGUUUCGACUCAACUUUAAAUCAAGAGAAAGUGAUCACCGGCAACAGUUUUGAUGGGGACAUCCAGAGUCCAGGGUUCGACGUCAAGAUAGACAAGUAUCAUGAUGAACUGGAGAAUUGUAUUAAUGAAAAGAAAUUCUUGCAACAAAAUAUGUGAUGUUA
Messenger RNA from Bombyx mandarina (wild silkworm), 1780 nucleotides. RefSeq lists its product as uncharacterized. Lineage: Eukaryota; Metazoa; Arthropoda; Insecta; Lepidoptera; Bombycidae. The record is from RefSeq and is a predicted model, not a curated record.